CCAACAGAACCCCACCCAACUUGUUUCUUUACCCAAAGUCAUCUGGUCAACACAGAACCUGAAGUUCCAGGGGGGAAAAACCAGGUGAGCAAGGAAAGCUUUCACAGAAAUAUUAGCAAACUUUCCAUUCAUGACGGACUGGUGUUUGGGGUGGGAGGGGGGGAGGCUAGCGACCUAAAUGACAAAUGCAUGGCUUUUUUGGGGGGGGUCUGCAUUAAACUGUUCUGUGCUGCCCUUCAGACUUCUUAUAUGUGCUUCCAAGCACACAGAAAAUGCAUACAUGCCCUUUUCCUAGUCUAGUCAUUUUCUGACUUUCUACUUUAAGAGGGAAGUGCUGGGAUAGCUCAGUCGGUAGAGCUUGAGACUCUCAGGGUUGUGGGUUCAAGCCCCACAUUGGGGGGAAAUAUUCCUGCACUGAAGGGGGCUGGACUAGAGGACCUUCAUGGGUCCCUUCCAAAUGCUACAGUUCUGUGAUUCCACAUUGAUAUGUGCUGUGUGGCUUGUGAGGUAACCCUUGUAUGUUGCAGGGGUAGGUUUAGGGCACAUACUUGGUGCAUGCAGACUGCUGGCUAAGUGAGCAUCACUGCCACAUCGCAUGAAAGUUGUAGACCCCUGGAACAUAUUGCAGGAGAAAUGUCCAAGCAGUGAGCAAGCUAUCUUCCGAGGAAGCUAAGCUGCCAUGGGAACGUUCCAAGGAAGGUGAUUCUGGAGAUUGAUUCUGGAUGCAAUUUGGGAACCACAACCCCACUUCCUUGCCUGUUGUCUGCAGUUGCUAGGUGGAUCACAACCCAAUAGGUCUCUCCUGUUGUUUUCUGCAAAAUGUCUGAGCCAAGCGAAUAUUGGGGAGAUGUGUGCAUUUCAGUAUGGAUGGAAGGACAAUGUUCCUGUUGGUCAAGCAUUGCUCAGUUGUUUGCUGUGCCUGAGGAAGGGAACAUAAAGGGACUACUGAGAGGUGCCUGGUGUAGUCUGAACAUGUAGAUCAACCUUCAGCUGGGCCGGCUGGGAGUGAUGGGAGCUGUAGUUCAAGACACUUGGAAAAACUGGGUGGGAACUGAUUCAGGUAUCAUAAAGUGGAUUAAUAGUGGUGAGAUCAGGAUUGCCUGGUAAAGAGCAGUGGAAUUGCAUUUAGAUUAGCCAUGCCUCUUACAUGAAGGAGUCCUCUAUCUGAAGAACUGCCCAGAUCACAUCUUAAUUUUGUUGCUCAUCAACAGACUGACACCCAAUCAAAGAAAUGGCUAGUCUUCCCCACUAUGGCGAGAUCACAGAAUUAUAGUAUUGGAAGGGAUCCUGAGGGUCAUUUAGUCCAUCUCCCUGCAGUGCAGGAAUCUUUGUUCCUGGCUUCCUUGAAGAAACCGCAGAUAAGAACAAACUUAUUUCCUUGGAGGAAGCUGUUCUUGCAAGCCCCAAAAGACUGCUCGGGAAAAGGUUUUGUUGUUGUUUAGUCGUUUAGUCAUGUCUGACUCUUCGUGACCCCAUGGACCAGAGCACAACAGGCACUCCUGUCUUCCACUGCCUCACGCAGUUUGGUCAAACUCAUGCUGGUAGCUUCGAGAACACUGUCCAGCCAUCUCGUCCUCUGUUGUCCCCUUCUCCUUGUGCCCUCCAUCUUUCCCAACAUCAGGGUUUUUUCCAGGGAGUCUUCUCUUCUCAUGAGGUGGCCAAAGUAUUGGAGCCUCAGCUUCAGGAUCUGUCCUUCCAGUGAGCACUCAGGGCUGAUUUCCUUCAGAAUGGAGAGGUUUGAUUUUCUUGCAGUCCGUGGGAAAAGGUUUAGAUAGAAAAAAAGAACAGAAAUAAAUAAAUAGCAGGCUGAGAGCUAAGCAAUAGUAGGAAAAAUGCUCCUCUGACAAGCCAAAGUCACACCUGUGUUGUUAAUCCAAAGAGCAGCUCCAGUAAGGGUGGAAGACCUAGGAAUGUUUUGCGGGUUUCCUGGAGUCCCAUGGCUAUCUCAGGCUAUUUAGGCAGAGACCAGUCACCUGCAGAAGUGACUUCAGGUUAUCUUCUUCGUGGAAAGAUGUAAUGUGACUCAGGUGGGCUGUCUGGGAAGCACCGUUAGGCCUCACAUGAUGGCACACCUUUUGGGACACUUUGCCCCAGCACACACUUCUUUUUGCCUAGUAAAGGCCACUUUGCAAAUCAGUCUCCUUCCUGAUGGCAUUUAGACCCCAGAGCUCUCUUAAAACAUCUAUCAGGUACCUUGAAUCCACCUCUGUAAAGAAGAAAGACAGGGGCGUCAGAGAUGCAUUGUAUUUGCUUAAAUUAGAGGAGCCAUUUCUACAGCUACAUUUAUCCAUAUAUAUUAGGAUAUGCAAAAUUUAAGCAAAUCUGCAGCCCGCUUUGUCCUUUGUUUAAAGCAGAGUUUCUCAACCUUUUCCCAACUGUGGCCCCCUUCCGACCUCGUUUCCUUCCUGUGAACCCUCUGUCCUACCAGUAGAAAGGUAGCUAGUUCAAUGUUUUGUUUGUAGAUAGAACAUGUUUUAUUUAUAUAUUUUUUAUAAUUUACACAAAAUACAACUGCAUAAAAAUCAGUGGGACCCUUGUGCUUGGUGACCAGAAACAAGUUUUAUAUAUAUACCGUACUUUUCCGUCUAUAAGACACCCCCAUUUAUAAAACACCCCCUAUUUUGGGGGACUCAAAUUUAAGAAAUUGGGGGGAGAUGGCACAGAGUGGUUGAGCUUUUUUGCAGAGGAUUACCCAGGGUUGUUGAGCUUUUUUAGGGGGGAUUGCUGACACACGUCACUAAAUCUGCCUCCCAUCGCCAGCAGAAGCUGCCAAUCACCUGCCCAACCGCCAGAGCAUCAGCCAAUCAACAUCAGCCAUUGACACAACAGCCAAUAACACACAAAUAGCCACUGACAGCCUUGGCAGCAACCAAUCAACCGUCCACCCUAUACACUACCCAUGCAUAAGAUGACCCCCACUUUUUAGCAUGAUUUUUAAAGAAGGAAACAUAGUCUUAUACACGGAAAAGUACGGCAUAACCAAAGAGGGAUAACUAAAGAGCACCUCUGUCCAUGAUGUUAAGGUGAUUCCGUGUUAGACUGAGUAAAUAAUUCACACAACUGAAACCUGAUUCUACCAAAUACGAAGUAGGAAAUGCCAUGAAAAACAAAUUCACUUUAUCCCAAAGCUGUGGAAACUUUUAAGAUAUUCUGUUUUCUUUUCGAUUCUUGGUCACUUCUCUCUUUUCUUCACUUCUCACGUCCCUCUGUAGCCCCCUAGACUCGUGCCGUGUACCCUCCAUUUACAAGAUUUUCACCUGUUUCCCCCUUGGAAUAUCCUGGGCGCCCCUAGGGGGCCAUAUGACUCCCAGUUGAGAAACACUGGUUUUAAAUGAUGGAUAAACAGCCACCCAGCUGCACUGGGUGCAGUGAGACACAAAAGGAUACUGGACAACACCCCAAGGUGGGUGCAGUGGCUGAACUCCUUGAAAACUGGGUUUGAAUCCCAGCUGAGCCAUUGAAAAGGUUUGCCACCUCUUUUUCCGGCCCUGGUCCUAUGCAGUUAAUGGUUGCCUGGCACACAAACUCUGGAGGCAAAAUAUGCCAGUGCAUGCCAGGAGGGAAAAGGUCACUGCUUUAAUUUCUUUGUGAAGCUAGUAACCCACCCAAUGAAUCACUGGGUGUGCCUUGCACAACCCCUCAGUUUUCGGUAUCUGCAGAAGGGGGUGUGUAGCUUUCUUGACACAGUUGCAAACAGUGCCAGAUUUAUGUAUAAGCUAAACAAGCCCUAUAGCUUAGGGCCCCACUCUCUUGGGGGCCCAAAAAAAAAUUUAAAGGAAAAAAACUGGAUGUACAUUUCCAAAAUAUAAGAUAAAAAACAAAUGAAAUAAAACCUACAUACAGCAACAGUGUUGUUUUGUUUUGUGUUGUGUUGUGUUAGGCGCCUAUGAUGUAACGGGCCACACCUGCUAGCCUGCUCCCUAAAAUAUCACUGGUUUGCUCAUUUCUAUAUAUAGGAUGCCUACAUUCUGCAUGUACAAAUGGCUUUAGAUACCUAUUAGGUCCAUAAAUUACCAUAUAGCAUAUAUUCAACACAAAAAAGCAGUGACAAUUUGUUGUUGACAAAGGACAGCUGGACAUAUAAAGCUAUUACUGUCAGUAGCUUAGGGCCUCAUCAAACCUAAAUCUGGCCCUGAUUGCAAAAAAAUAACGGCUGGGGGGGGAUUGUAAAGCACUAUACAUGCUAAAACUAUGCAGUAGAAGCUGUGUUUUAAAAAAUAAAAUGAAUGUCGUGUAGACUAGCCCCUGAAAGAGAAAUGCCAGGAGCACAUACAUUCAUGUCUGCCUGUACCAUACAGAAGUCAGGAACUGCACUACAGUCCCAAGAAAUCUAAACCCAAUUGAGAGCUGAAGCACAGAUACUUUGAAGUAAGCUGCAUUGAAAUCAAUGGGAUUUACUUUCAAGUAAAUGUUUUUAGGAUUGGACUUUUAAGCUCAUUGAUUUCAGUGGCAGUUGAGCACAGUUAAGUGCUUAAUUCUCAUUGAUUUCAACAGGACUUUCUCUCCCAUAAAAUCCGGUGGCACCUUGGAGGCUAACUAGUUUAUUGUGGCCUGAGGUUUUUCCUCCUCUAAGGAGAUACAUCUUCAUGAAUCCACAUCUCUUAAAAUGAGGUUACCAGCAGAGCAAUAAUAAUAAUAUAAAAAAAAGUCCAGCCAGAAACGCCACUAUCCUUUUAACAGAAGUUUGACAUGUAGAGAUCAGCAACCGUAGCUUUUAAUAGCAUGGAGUUAAAUGUGAUAAAACCUCUCUGUCAAAGGCAUGGCUGCAUCCAGACCCUGCUCAAAAUUUGGCAACCUUGUUUAAAAUACAAAAACAUCUGGCAAAUAUAAACGGAUAUGCUUUUUGGCAAUUCUCGGAAGGUGUCAGUUGUGGGAUGAAACUAACACAGGCUUUGUCCUUAACAGAAAACAAAAACAAAAAAAUGUACCCCAGGCCUGAGUAUAUCCUUUGUGCCAGGGCAAACUCUGGUGACGGUAAAUAAUUUAGACACAUUUCCUUGCUUGGGACACCAGCCAACACUUUCUUUUAGAAAGGUAACUUGAAGAGAUGCCCUAAGCGUUGCUGUAUAAACUGCUGACUUACGUGCAGAUUAAAAAUGGUGUUCCGUGCCAGUCCUGUUGGGUAUAUUACUAUUAUAUCCACAACUCCCACAUAAUUUUCUUGUUCUGGGCCCAGUCCCAAACAAAGCCGAUCCGGCUCUCAUGAAAGGGAAGUUCCGUUCUUUUAUCAAAAUUGCGUGGACAGAAACUCCUGAUAAUGGCUGGAUUGUACACACUAUAGUUCCACCCUUAAAUUUCCUCUAGUGCCAUUGGUCCUUUUCAUUUCAGAUAAACCACACGUUAUCUGACAGCGUAACAUGUUCCCCAGGGCUAGAACUACCAAGGAGGCAAGAUCUGUAGGCAAGAUCAUUGGUGUUAAAUAGUGGGUAGACAUAUCAGACGACACGGCGAUUCUUCAAAGCAGCUCUUUAUUUGUAAGCUGGAACAGAACUGAACUGAAGGGUUCAGCCAGCCUGCUUAUAUAGAGCUCCAGUACAACGUAACUGUAACAACUUUCUGCAACUAUCCAAUCACUGAAAGUCACUUUCGAUCCCUUAUUUGCAUAUGUGGACCUGAACUAUCCACAGUAUCCCCCUGCUGGCCCAGGGUGAGAACUUCAGUACAUAACAAUUGGAGUCAUGGCCACAUUCAUACCCAGCAUUGAAAGCACUAUGGUGCUUCUUUAAACAAACAUGGCUCCCCCCCAAAGAAUUCUGGGAGCUUUAAUGCGUUAAAGGUGCUGAGAAUUUUGAGGAGACCCCUAUUCCUCUCACAGAGCAACAACUAUCAGAGUUCCCUGUGAAAAGGGAUUAAUUGUUAAUCCAACCUGAAAAUUGUAGCUCUGUGAGGGGAAUGGGUCUCACCCAACGGCACGCUUAGCAAAUUACAGCUCCCAGAAUACUUUGGGUGACGCCAUGACUGUUUAGAGUGGCAUCAUAGUGCUUUAAAUAGAUGGUUGAAUGUGGCCAUAGUCUUUUGGUUUAUUUGCAAGCAGCCCAUAUUUAUUAUUAUUUAUUGGAUUUGUUAGUGGCUUUUCUUACAAAUUAACUCAGAGGGCCCAUCCGCACCAUACAUUUAAAACACUUUCAUAUCCCUUUAAACAAUCAACAACUCCAAAAGACUCCUGGAAACUGUAGUUUGCUAAGAGUUGUUAGGGGACACACACACACACACACACACACACACACACCUUCCACUCAUAGAGCUAUAAUUUUCAGAGUGGUUUAGAAGGAUUCUUUGGGGGAUAAAAAUAUGUUUUAAAUAUAUGGUGUGUACUCAGCGGUUCUGUGUGAAAAUCUGAAGGCAUCCUCUGUUGACCCUGACCAAUUUCCUCAUCCUCAAUCUCUUCCUUUCACAGACUUCAGCAAAGAUAGAGAGUGAGAGAGAUUCUUUCGCAGAGUAUAUAUAUUUGCUAUGAGGGUGUGAGCUUCUUGUCCUCUCAAGGCGUUUCCUGUAUUGUUUGGAAAUAGUUCUUCCACUUUGUAUUUGGGGCCUUGCCCAAAAUGCUCACUCAGAUUGUCUGGGAACAAGCUAGAUUUCUGCCUAAAAUGUCUCCGUGCAACCCUCAAGGAGAGCCGAAAAGCUAAGACCAUCUCAACGUGGCUUCAAACAAGAGCAAAAAACGGGUGUUUGGGGCCUGUUUGAGCAGAUGCGGUUGUAGGAACACAGCCCGAGGAGGUCAUACAAGGAUCUCCGCAAGAGAUCGGCUAUCUGAGCACGAGUCUACCUUGUUGCCAUGCCAACAGGUCUCCAUCUUCCUCCACCCUAGCAAGAUGCCAUGAGGCAAAGGGAGUUGUUUUGAGGGCCAUUAAAGAUAGCAGCAGGAUAGAACCGAGGCACCACAAUCCACAGGGCAAGGGUCCCUUUGACCAAAUCCCACAAAAAUGAGCAGGAGCUGUGCAGCAAGACAGCCUGCGUACACAAUACCAGCUUAAAACACAGCUAGGUCGUACUUUUUCUCAAUUUGGAUUCGAGGUGGUUUGGUGGUGGGGGGUGCAUCAAAAGGCAGCAUUUCCUGAGGAACGACAUGAUUUUACACCACUUUCCAAGUGGUGGGAGUGGGAGCCAACUGGAUGCAGAGUAAACAGGAGUGUGUACGCAGCUGCGGUGCCUGGUUUGCAUGUCAUUUGAAAGCCAUGGUUAAGUUGAACUAUCAUUUAAAGGCUAGGAAACAGCAGACACUGUAGCUGCUUCAUUCUUCCCCCUGCCAGGUGCUAAGCGAUGGUUUAGCUUAGUAUUACAUCAGAACCCCAGGUUUGGGAUUUAUGUCUCACUUUAAGCAAAACACAAGUUGUAACCAUUGUUAAGUUGUGGGUGAACAUAUCAGACGACACAGCGAUUCUUCAAACAGCUCUUGUUUAUUCAGAGGCCAGAAGAAAACUGAACUGAAGGGUUCAGUCAGCCUGCUUAUAUAGAGCUCCAGUACAACGUUACUGUAACAACUUUCUAAAACUAUCCAAUCACUGAAUGUCACUUUCGAUCCUUCAUUUGCAUAACUAUCUACAGUAUCCCCCUGCUGGCCCAGGGUGAGAACUUCAGUACAUAACAACCAUGGUUUGUUCUUGGCCUACUGCUCAUGGUUUGGGGGGAAACAAACCAUGAGCCAGGGUUUGCAUGUAAUCCUAAACCAAACCAUGGCUUAGCUCCACGCAGUGCAGUUAGCAGAAGGGAAGGAGUGAAACCGCCAUUAUCCCCGCCGCCAUGGACCAGCAGACUGCACACUCACACUUCAACCACAAUUAAGCUUAACUAUGGUUUAUAAUUAAAUGCAGAUAAAGGGAGGGGGCUGGCCAAAAGCCUCAAAAUACAGGCCAGGAUUGGUGAGUGCAUACCCUCCAACAAUAGGGACGUCUUGUUCCAUAACAAUAAUGAUAAUUUUAUUAGUUAUACCCUGUCCCUCUGACAUGGUUGCCCCAGCCACUCUGGACAGCUUCCAACAAACAUAAUAAAGCAUUAAACAUUUAAAAACUUCCCCAUACUGUACAAGGUUGCCUUCACAUGUCUUCUAAAGGUUGUAUAAUUACUUAUCUCCUUGGCUCGGGGGUCACAUAGCUCCAUACCCUCUCUAAUGAAAAUAGGGACGUCCUAAAGAAAGGCGAUAGGGACACGGGUGGUGCUGUGGGUUAAACCACAGAGCCUAGGACUUACCGAUCAGAAGGUUGGUGGUUCAAAUCCCCGCGACGGAGUGAGCUCCCGUUGUUCGGUCCCAGCUGCUGCCCACCCAGCAGUUCGAAAGCAUGUCAAGUGCAAGUAGAUAAAUAGGUACCAUUCUGGCAGGAAGGUAAACGGUGUUUCUGUGCGCUGCUUUGGUUCACCAGAAGCGGCUUAGUCACGCUGGCCACAUGACCCGGAAGCCGUCUGCGGACAAACGCCAGCUCCCUUGGCCUAUAGAGCGAGAUGAGUGCCGCAACCCCAGAGUCGUCCGCGACUGGACCUAAUGGUCAGGGGUACCUUUACCUUUAAAGAAAAGCGGGACAUUUCAGGAUCAAAUCAUAAACCAGGACUGCUUCUGUAAAUCCGGGACUGUCCCUGGAAAAUGGGGACACCCGGAGGGUCUGUGAGUGGGUUGGUUCCAAGAGCUCACCAUUACCCAAAGCACAUUAAAUCCCACAGCUGGGGCCUGGGUCUGAUGGUGGGGAGUAACAGGAGCUCUCCUGCCUCUCCUCUCCACUUUCCAGGAGCUGACAUGGCCUAUCAGACGGAGUUCAUCAUCGAUGCCCAGCCACAAGCUGUUGGCGCCAGCUACACUUUGAGCAACCAAGGGGCCUGGAAUACAGACCUGUGUGACUGCUGCUCCGAUAUGGGCAUCUGUGAGUAAUUGGGGUUUGUGUUGGCGGCUAGCAGUUCCUUUCUGCCACUCAAGUGGUAGGCUGUACAUGAGAAGAAGGAAGGAGGGCUAAUGAGCUGUCUGUCAGGCAAUCGGAAGAGCCAGGAAACUCAAGAUUUUGCCACUGAUCGAUCCACGGGGCUGCCCUUUCCCUGCCUGCCUUCCCUGGAAAGAGCAAGAUUCUUGAAAUCAAAAGUUAGCCAACCUAGAAGGGGCGAGGGAUCGGUUGUUGCUAAUACGUGAGGCUAUUUUUAUUACCGGCACUUGCAGCAAACCGUUACAGCGUGGAGUGAUCUUGUACAGGGUCCCAGCCAGGCAUGCCCUUUCCCUGGAUACUCCAUUACCCAUUUCUCCCUAGGUCUGUUCCCCGCCCACUAGUCAAAAAGCAUUCUGUUCCCACUGAGCAUGUUCAGUCUGCACUGAGUUGUUGUUGGGUUUUUUGGCCCCCUCUCGCCCCCAAGGAUUUUUCUAUGUCCAUGAAACUUGGUGUUCCUUCAAAACAGAUGGCACCUCCCUCAUGGGCAGUGUGUGCCUUUUUUAUAUUGUUACUUAAACUGCUUGGGGCAAUGCAGGAAUUAGGAAUAGCACGGGCCCUGCCAUCAUAUUCAGCAUCUAAAUGUAAUGGCGAGCGGCACUGGGGAGAAAACGAAAAUACAGGGGAAGAAGUAAUUAGGAAGAAUGAGGUGAAGCAUUAGGAAGAAACAGGCCGAUGGAAGGAAUCUUCUGCAUUAGGCUUAUGCAGGAAGCUUAGGCAUUGGGAGACAGUGAUGUGGAGUGGUCAGAGUGACAGACUGCAACUGGAGUGUGACAGCGUAGGAUGCAAGUGCGACUUGCACUGUGCAAAGAAAGGGAGGCAAGCAAACCAACUUAGCCAGGGGUCAGCAUACUUUUUCAGCAGGGGCCCAGUCCACUGUCCCUCAGACCUUGUGGGGGGCCGGACUAUAUUUUGGAAAAAAAGAAAUUAACAAAUUCCUAUGCCCCACAAAUAACCCAGAGAUGCAUUUUAAAUAAAAGGACACAUUCUACUCAUGUAAAAACAUGCUGAUGACCGGACCGUCCACAGGCCAGAUUUAGAAGGCGAUUGGGCCGCAUCCGGCCCCCGGGCCUUAGUUUGCCUACCCAUGAGCUUAGCUAACCCCUCCUCCUCCUUAACCUCACUGCUGCCACCAAGUGGGUGUUUUUUAUUUUUAUCUCGCUAGCUCCACCAAACAGCUUUUUAAUUCUCUGGAUUCAACUGGCCCAACCUACUAGAUAGCGUGGUAUGGCAAUUAGACAUGUUUUGAAUAACUAGCCCCCAGACCAUUCCGCCUGCCCCAAAAACCCAAAACAUUCAUUUACCGUAUUUUUCCAUGUAUAAGAUGUCCCCAUGUAUAAGAUGCCCCCUAUUUUUUGAGCCCCAAAUUAAGAAACAAUUAAUUGUAACAUUCUGUGUAUAAGACGACUCCCAAUUUUAAACUUUAAAAAUUUGGGGGGAAAUAUCGUCUUAUACACAGAAAAAUACAGUACUUAAAGUAAUGCAUGAUUCUAUGAAAGCGGAGGUGGUCAUCCAAAUUGGUGGCCUUCACCACCUCCUGCAAUUGCGAGUUCCAUAGUUUUAAGUCUGCUCCACCUUUUACAUGACAGCCUCUUCAGACUAUAAUCUCUCCCCUUAACCUUCCUUUCUCCCAGCUAAACAUAUCCAUAUCCCCUAUAGGACUUAGUUUCCAGAGCCCUCACUGGAAAUCAUUUGCCUUCCUCCGGAUACAUGCAGAAUGCUUCUGUCUCCCUUCCUCCAGGUCUCUGUGGUACCUUCGUUCCGUGCAUCCUUGCCUGCCGUGUGUCAGAGCAGGCAGGUGAGUGCUGCUGCCUCCCAUACCUGCCUGGUACUAUCAUUGCUCUGCGGACCAGUGUGCGCGAGAGAUUCCACAUUGAGGUGAGAUCUGGGAAGUCAAAUAAAGAUGGGUGUGGGGAGAGGGGUUGGGGUGGUAGUUAAACUGAUGGGCUGGCCGGGGUUGGGGUUGGGGUGGAGUUGCUGUUCUGCUCCAAAAGAAAAGCCCAGUCUGUUUUAAUAAAUACCUUUUUAUAGGUUCGAAAUUAGGCACGGGGGAGGAAUCUGAUUCAGCUCACAUUUAAAAGCAAACCCUCCCAAUCUGCAUUUUCUGACACAAUGCACAAACCAAAACGCAGCCGUCCUUUGAAAUUUGCACUUCUCUGAAUGUUGCAACGCAGUUCAAGCAAUGUGAACAAAAAUGCAAAUACUAGGGCAAGGUGUGCAUUGAAAUGCGUAUAUUACUGCAAAGGCCAUACAAAAAUGCAUUAUGUAUGGGAAUAUUGCUUUGCAAAAAAUGUGUAAAUUAGGCAAAACUGCAUACAAACUAUAUUAAGAGAAAUUUGCAUCAAAAUGCUAAUGAGUUUCAUAGCAACUUAAAAAAACAAAAGCCCUGCAAACUGAUGUGGAAAUGUGGAGAAAUUAAGACUGGGAACGUUUAAAAAAUGAGACAAACCAAAAUUGACAGAUUUGCCCAUCCUUACUCAAAAUAUGUUGGUAGCUAUCAAGCUAGUUAUGCACCUGAAACCUACCAAGGAGGAAGACACAACAGGGGUGGAUGGGCUGGGUAUAAGUAGUAAAUCAUCAUCUACCCGUUGCUGGUUUUCUUACCAUGAUUAGAGUUCCUUAGGGCUGCCCAACUUUUCAGCUGACCAUUGGAAGUCUGGCUUUUAGCAACAGCUUGAUGCGCAGAGACCAAGUGACAAUGUGUUUCUUUUUUGUUAAAAGCUUUAUUUGCUGACUUCUGCAUAUUACGCUGCUACUAUAUGCAUGGGGACACCCUGGGCCAUUUUAUUCUAGUCAUUUGGCAGUAUUUGAUGGCAGGGAUUAAUAGGAAGGGAGGGCCUCUUCUGUGGUGGCCCCCUGUAUUUGGAAUAGCCUCCCCAGAGAGGCCUGCCUGGCACCUAAGUUGUUUUUUCUUAUGCCCCAAGUGAAGUGCCCUUUAUUUUCCUGAUGGAUGUUGCUUUUGAAUUGACUUUUAUCAUUGCUUUGGGACUCAUUGGGAAAAUGAACCUUGCUCACGAGAACAGGAAACACAAUUGCAUAUUCAAAAGUAAAGUGCUCUUGCAAUUUUUAAAAAGUGCUAUAAUAAUCAAUGUGUGGGCGGUGUGCCUUUGCUGAACCAGCUCUAAGGCUGAUUUGCCUGAGUUUGGCUGAAAGGAAUCCCUAGAUGGUUAGGAAUUUCAGCCUCUGUCUCAGUUACAAGCCAGUUUUGUCUCUUGGGAGCUACACAACUUCACUUGCCCCUGACCUUCCAUUUUAACACAGCCUCUUUGUUUCUGAAACCCAGGGCUCCAUUUGUGAGGACUGGGUGGUCAUGGCCUGCUGUCCAUUCUGCGGCCUCUGUCAACUCGCCCGAGAGCUGAAAAACAAGAACUGAAGCAGAGGGGAAGCUGGCAGACAUUCUUCACUCCUGCAGGGAGAACGAAGUAGCUGGAUCAAUGGCAGUGAGGGACGGAGGCCAGCUUCUGAACCCAGAAGCCUAUCAACUGCAUAGCAAAAGACCUAUUGUCUUUGCACAAGGAAAAAGGAAAAGAUACGGCUCUCCUUUGUUCAGCCCCUGCGGUCAUCCCACCUUGAAAAUUGUGUCAAAAUAAAAUAAUCAUUGUCUCAAACUGUA
Podarcis lilfordi (Lilford's wall lizard) is the source of this 12513-nucleotide messenger RNA. Lineage: Eukaryota; Metazoa; Chordata; Lepidosauria; Squamata; Lacertidae. The record is from the annotation of a GenBank genome assembly.